AUGGCGCUCGGUGCAAAGAGGCCCCUGCGACGGGGCGGGGGGACCCGGAAACUCCCAGGGUCUACUCUAAGAAUAAUUCUCUCGUGUACAACCCCUGCUUGCUUUGCUUUCUUGGACUCAAAACAAGUGGCCAGAAAGUGUCUCUUAGAGUGGACUUCAAGUAUAAGAAAAACCCGGCCAGUGUGGGAGAGUGAGGAGGGUGUGCGGAGUUUGUCUGUGCUUGCCUUGGAGUCAGCACUCACCAAAGAAACCGACAAUCACGCAGUGGGGACAGCGGACUCUCUUUGUGUAGGUUGCUGGAGAGUUGGCUCUUCCAGGAAUCGCCACGUACCUACUGUGGGAGGCGCCCGCGGGACGCCGUGUGCGCGCUGGCGACGCAGAGUCCUGGGACCCGCGCGAGCCCCGGCGGUCAGUGCCCGGCGGCGCGCUGCGCUCCGAGCGCCCGCCGCGGAUGUACCGCGCGCAGGUCCCUCUGCCUGCGCUCUGGGACUCGCUAAAGCGCGACUAGACAACGUAGAGUUUGCCGAAGCCGGCGGCGCAAGAUCUGGGGGAACUGCGACCAGAGAGACCAGGAAGGCUUUAAGGGGCGGCGAAGAGGAAAGGCUCCCCAAGGCGCGGGGUCCUGGGCUCCAGCUAGUUCUCCCCAUGGAACCUGAAAAAGUGAUUUUAUCCAUAGGAUGCAGACUUUUUCCUCCUCAGUCAUACUCUCCUCUUGGCCUUUUCAGAUUGGGGAAUAGCUCUGUUUAGCGCCUCCUAACACUGAACUGGAUUUGUUCUAUACAGGACGUCCCGGACACACGCAGUCAGCAGAACUUCGUUUCAUACAUAGGGACUUUGGGCUUUCGAUUAAAUGGGUCCCAAUGGGUUAGCAGUAUUUGUGACCUCAGAGGCAGAUGCCUUAAAUAGUGGGGUCACAAAGCGCUAGUGCUCCCCCUGAGGAGACUCUGAGAGUUUUGUAGGGGAAUAUUUGCUUCCUGUCCUGACUAAUCCUGCUGCGCCAGAAGUCCACAGGGAAACCGACUUUUUGCCCUUUGAAUUUGUGGAGCACCUCACGCUUUCUUUCCCUCAAAAGUUAUUCUUUCAGCUUUGUCACUCCUGCUGAGAAAAUGGUAUAAUCUUUGCUGCCCCUAGAAAAGGGAGUUAUUUCCGGUGCUCCGUUUGAAUGUAACUUUCCCAUUACAUGAUGGGAAUGGAGAGGUUUGUCACAGUUAGACCUAGCCUCUAAUUUUCUGGUGAAUAAUGGUUUUGCUUCCCAGUAAUUGCACAAAGUUAUUGGUACUUACUCCCCUUUCCCUUCAACUGUACCUUUUAAAUGUUUGCAUCUGCUGUUUUGAGAACCGUGUCGCAUUUACAGAUUGCAAACGUUGCCAAUGAAAAUUUCACUUGUGUUUAUAAUUAACAAGGUGAAAGGACAGCUCUAUCACUUGAAGCCAUCUUAUUGUUUGUCAGACUGAACAAAGCCUCCAUUUGGUGUCCCUUUCUCUGGAAGUAAGUGUAUCCCAUUUAGAUAAAGGUUAAGAAGUUUGGGAAUGGUUUGUCUAUGCAUAUCUAACACCGAAAAGGGUCUGCAGUGGAGAAAAUAAAGUGGAUCUCUCCAGUACAACUAUUAUUCACUUGAAAAUUCAAUUUCUUUUUUGCUCACAAUAGUCUAGGUAGAGCUAUAUGAGAAAACAAACUUUUAUGUGUGUUUUACUAAAAUUUUAGAACAAAUUCUAUAUUUAAAAUAAUUCAAACUCUAAACUUGUUCAUCAAACUUCAAACUCUAAAGUAUGCCUUGGCCAGCAAGUAUUACAUUAGAAGUUUCAAAACUGCUAUUUAUUUGUGCUUUUCAGAAUUGUAUGACAAUGACUUUUACAUUUGUUUUUCCUGCUUUGGAGGAAUUAUACAAAAAUGGAGAAGGAGGAGACAGUUGGAGUAUAAUUGUCAAGGCAAUAGAGAAAUUAGCGAAAUAAAAGAGUUGCAUAGCUCUAAAGUGCCCUGAUGCUUUUUUUUUUCUUUUAAAGUAUUUGUAUUAAGGUAAAAUAUUGAUGCUCAAAAUUGGCCUUUAUUUUUCCCUGUGACAAUAGGGACUUUAAUAAUGGUAAUGCUACAAUAAACUGAUCUCAGUAACACAUGUAUCUUUAUCUUAA
Messenger RNA from Microcebus murinus (gray mouse lemur), 2129 nucleotides. The record is from RefSeq and is a predicted model, not a curated record. Lineage: Eukaryota; Metazoa; Chordata; Mammalia; Primates; Cheirogaleidae.